CCUGCCUGCCUGCCACCCUUGGACUAUGUUUGUUUAUCUAUAGGCCCCUUGGGUGCAGUCAGGUUAAACACUAAGCGCUAAUGAAAUGUAAACAUCAAUUGAUUUGAUUGUUAGCUCACAUUUGUUGGUCAUAUAAUAUACAUAUUAAAAAAAAAACAUCCCCUGGCUAGUCCUUCUCAACAAGUUGAUUGAUCUAACGCCACGAGCAGGACACUUCGACAUCCUUUUGCGUCAGUUGCACCUGUUCCGUCAUGUUUUCCGGUGACGAGCUGCGCGUCUAUUUAAUUAGCCUAAAGUGUAUCGGUUUACUCUAUGUAACGCACGAUGUUAGCCAACCGUAUCGGAUUUAUGCCAGCGAUUUGGAUCACACUUUAACAGUAGUCGGCCUAACGCUUCUCCAGCUCUUCAUAUGGGUUGCCUUCGCGCAGCUUUUGCGAAUGCCUGAAACGUUUACGUUGCCCCAAUACACAGCCGUGGGCAAUACGUAUUUCGUAAUUAACUUUGGUGUCAUUUGCAUAGUUAUAUCGCUAAUAUAUCUCGGAUUCUAUGCGAGUCGCCAGCGCCUAUUGGCCGUCCUCGCCUUUGUUCUCUAUCACAAUCACAGGGAUCUCAGGAAUUGUCAUGCCAAACGUUUCCUUAAAUUGUACUACAUGUAUGUGGGUCUAACGGUUAUUUGUGCGAUUACCUAUACGGGGGCAUUUCGAUUCGCCAACCUGCGCAUCGUCCCCAGCAUUCUGCUAAGUUUCAUCCAUACCUAUAGCUUUCUGCUGAUAGGGCUUAUCAUAAUUCUAUAUAGCUGCCUUACACAAAUCUUGGCUGCCCUUUUGCACCUUUAUAAUCGCGAAUUGCUGGCAGCAAUAACAGCCGUAGCCACACCAGGAGUAACAAGAACAGCAACAACUACAAUCAAUCGUCUAUAUAAACGUAAUCAGAUGCUCAUCGUUUGCCACGAGCAGCUGAACUCUGUGUUUGGUCCAUUUCUGGCGCUAAUUACGGCUUUGUGUUUAAUGUCGGCGCCAAUCGCUCCGUUUUUCUUGAUCACGAUUGUCUUUAAGAUGGAUGUUAAGCAAAUUGGCCUGCUCAACAUUUUCAAGGCAUUGUACACAUGCCUCUUGUGGAACAUACCCUGGGCAGCCGGGCUGAUAAUGGUCUUUCGACAAGAUAUCGUGCGGCAAGAGGCCAAUAAAACAGCUAAAAUCCUUGCAAAAAUACCUAGAACUGGCUCUGGACUGGACAAAAUGGUUGAAAAAUUCCUGCUCAAAAAUCUACGCCAGCAGCCUAUACUCACAGCCUAUGGAUUUUUUGCACUCGAUAAGAGCACACUCUUUAAGCUCUUUACAGCCAUAUUUACAUAUAUGGUCAUAUUGGUGCAGUUUAAGGAAAUGGAAAACUCAACCAAGUCUUUGCAAAAAUCAUAAUUUGCAAUCCAAAAUAAUCUUAAUAUAUAAU
Molecule: messenger RNA, 1449 nt
Organism: Drosophila navojoa
Lineage: Eukaryota; Metazoa; Arthropoda; Insecta; Diptera; Drosophilidae
Product: Gustatory receptor 39a
Biological process (GO): sensory perception of taste; chemosensory behavior; male courtship behavior
Cellular component (GO): neuronal cell body; membrane; dendrite
Source: RefSeq, a predicted model, not a curated record